AUGACAGAAGAUAACUGCUUCGUUUAUGCUUGCAUUCAGGCUGGAGUAAAUGAAGAAACUAUUGACCACAUGAGAGAAGUCAUUCGUGUUAGAGACUUUCCUCAAAGUAAAGUACAAGAAAUUUCUGACGCAACAGGUAUAGCAUUUAAUGUUACCAUUGGUUACUUCAAUGACUCAAGACAUAAUGAAAUAAAGAGAUACAUACCAAGAGAAUGUAAAACUAUUCGAACUAUUGACUUACUUCUUGUUGAAGACCACUACAUGCUAAAUGAAAGAUUACCAAUGACAACAUAUUUCAUUCGCAACUAUAUAGAAAUCUUGAAGGAGUGUGGUGGAAUGAACAUUGAGAAACAGAUGAAGAUUUAUACAAAGAGAGAGAACAAAUAUGUAGUUCGUUAUGAUAGAACAACACCGUUAUGGGAUGUUAUGAAAACAUUGUGGGAGUGCAAAUAUUUCGAACCUAUUUCUUAUGGAGAACUUUUCACAUAUACGACUGACUUAUAUAAACAGAACCUUGCACCAUUUAAAGAUUUGACAGUUAGUUAG
Messenger RNA from Trichomonas vaginalis G3, 546 nucleotides. RefSeq names its product organellar and viral DNA polymerase type B. Bases 1 to 546 code for a protein of 181 amino acids. The record is from RefSeq and is a predicted model, not a curated record. NCBI's taxonomy places the organism in Eukaryota, Parabasalia, Trichomonadida, Trichomonadidae. The transcript has a single exon.